Phalaenopsis equestris is the source of this 1701-nucleotide messenger RNA. RefSeq names its product delta-1-pyrroline-5-carboxylate synthase-like. The transcript is spliced from 13 exons. The record is from RefSeq and is a predicted model, not a curated record. Gene Ontology annotation, cellular component: cytoplasm. Bases 341 to 1624 code for a protein of 427 amino acids. Gene Ontology annotation, molecular function: glutamate-5-semialdehyde dehydrogenase (NADP+) activity; glutamate 5-kinase activity; ATP binding. Lineage: Eukaryota; Viridiplantae; Streptophyta; Magnoliopsida; Asparagales; Orchidaceae.
AAUUCUCUCUCCCCUUUACCGCCGAAACCCUCCGUGACAUCCUCCCGCUCCUCCCGGUUUCGCCCUAACUUCCCAUCUCUGCCGUCAUUGCCUCUACUGGUUUCGCCCUUUCGCCUAAAAUCAUCGCCUUCGUGAACGAACCUUCGCGAUAGAGUCGCCAUUAGCUAGCUGGGAAGGAAACGACGGGAUCGCGGCUGACAGAGGACCGAAACUCCCAUCUCUCUCAUCCUUCCUCUCCGCUCCUACCAGAAACCGAAGCCCCUAAAGCAAGCGGAUAUUCAACUUGUUUCAAGUAGGAUCUACCAUACUCGCUCGCUGUCUCUGUCCCCCAGCCGCCGACAUGGAUUCGACUCGAGCUUUCACAAAGGAUGUCAAGCGCCUCAUCAUCAAAGUUGGAACGGCGAUUGUCACUAGAGCUGAUGGAAGGCUGGCGGUUGGAAGACUAGGAAUUCUUUGUGAGCAAGUUAAGGAAUUGAAUUUUCUGGGAUAUGAAGUAAUAUUGGUGACUUCUGGUGCUGUGGGGGUUGGCCGACAAAGGCUUCGUUACAGAAAGCUCAUCAAUAGCAGUUUUGCUGAUCUUCAGAAACCACAACUAGAACUGGAUGGAAAAGCCUGUGCUGCUGUUGGCCAAAGUGGCCUCAUGGCACUUUACGAUGCUUUAUUUAGUCAGCUGGAUGUGUCAUCAUCUCAACUUCUUGUUACGGAUACGGAAUUUAAGGAUCCAAAUUUUAGGAUGCAACUUACAGAAACUGUCAAAACAUUGCUAUCCCUUAAAGUCAUACCGGUUUUUAAUGAGAAUGAUGCAAUCAGUACCAGGAGAGCACCAUAUGAGGACUCUUCUGGUAUAUUUUGGGAUAAUGACAGCUUAGCAGCUUUACUAGCUCUUGAAUUGAAAGUUGAUCUCCUUGUUUUACUUAGUGAUGUGGAAGGUCUAUACAGUGGCCCUCCCAGUGACCCACAUUCAAAAUUAAUACAUACUUACAUAAAGGAGAGGCAUCAUGGAGGAAUUACUUUUGGCGAGAAGUCCAGGGUUGGAAGAGGUGGUAUGACUGCAAAAGUAAAGGCUGCAGUCCAUGCUGCUUAUGCAGGAAUUCCUGUUGUUAUUACCAGUGGUUUUGCAACCGACAGCAUUAUAAAGGUGCUUCAAGGAGAGAGAGUUGGCACUCUUUUUCAUAAAGAUGCAAAUUUAUGGGCGCUUCCUCAAGAAGAUGGUGCACGUGAGAUGGCGGUUUCUGCAAGAGAUUGUUCAAGGAAACUUCAGAGCAUUUCAUCUGAAGGCCGAAGGAGGAUUUUGCUGGACAUAGCUGAUGCUUUGGAGAAAAAUGAAAAACUAAUACUGUCAGAAAAUGGGGCUGAUGUUAUUGCAGCACAACAGUCUGGAUAUGAAAAAUCAUUGAUAUCUAGAUUAAUUUUGAAGCCUGGAAAGAUAUCAAGUCUAUCGAACUCAAUCCGUAUUCUUGCGAACAUGGAAGAUCCUUUAGUUUCCGUUGUCAGGAGAACUGAGGUUGCAGAUGGGUUAAUCUUGGAGAAAACAUUGUGUCCACUUGGUGUGAUUUUGAUUGUUUUUGAGUCACGGCCUGAGGCCUUAGUGCAGCUAUUCGAAGUGGGAAUGGUCUUCUCCUGAAAGGUGGGAAAGAAGCCAUGAGAUCUAACGUUGUCUUGCAUAAGAUUAUCACUGAAGCUAUCCCAGAAAAUGUGGGG